Messenger RNA from Gymnogyps californianus (California condor), 639 nucleotides. It is a transcript of the gene CIMIP5, whose product is annotated as chromosome 3 C2orf50 homolog. NCBI's taxonomy places the organism in Eukaryota, Metazoa, Chordata, Aves, Accipitriformes, Cathartidae. The coding region runs from base 1 to 639 and encodes 212 amino acids. The transcript is spliced from 4 exons. The record is from RefSeq and is a predicted model, not a curated record.
AUGGCGCUGAGAAGUCCUUAUUCUAAGAAAAUGAAUUUGAAUGCUCACCAUAAACAAAGGAGCUUUGAAAGUGCAAACAAUAGCAGGUUUAACUUUCCUAACAGUCACGAUAUACCUAACAAUACUGGGGCUACAGUGAGUCUCAAAAUGGACAAGUUGGGAAAGAGUGCUGGAUUCAGGAGAAAUACCUUGGUUAGGUCUUGGCAACUGGCAGCCACACCUCUGGGGCAACCAGCCUCAGCUCCAUCUGUGUAUCUCGGCAGCACCCAACCCAGAAGACCCGUCAUUGCACAACCAGCUACUGGGGUCUGGGAAAACGAGCAGGCAGCACUGCAGCAGGACCAGGUUCAACAGGAUAAGAUCUGGAGAGAGUCUGUGGAGGCUGAACAGAGAGGAAGAAAAAUCUGGUACCAGAACUGGAGUUUCCUAAAGGACUAUGACCAAAUGGGUAAGAAAAAGGAGCAGAAGCCACUGCCAAACUAUAUGCCUGUGUUCUCAAGCAAAGUUCCCAACUCGACCAACCAGACUAUUGGCAGUCGAAUGAAUACUGAACUUGGCAGGGCUCUGGUAAACAUGGAUUACUUCUUCAGCAGUGGAGCACGAAAGAGGAAACUGGAGGGUGAGCUCCAGCUUUCCUAG